AGGUUUGGAGUCGGUCCUUGAGCCGUGGACACGGUCAUUCAGAAGAGAGUGGUGUCCUUCGGAGUGCAGCCGUCGGUGCGGGAAAUCGCUAGCCCGACAGUCUCACAAGGGGGAAGCGCGGGUGUAGGAGGGUCCUGCGCUCUCAAGAGAGAGCCGAGUCGCUUGUUCACUCCUACUCCCGGGCGAUUCAGAUUGACUCCUGGGUUCUCAGGGCCAAAGGUCAAGGCUACGCGGAUUCCAGAGCCCGCAGACACAAGAACUCUCUUCCUUUCCUCUAGACGGUGGGUGGGGAACCCUAAUUCCCUCUUCUUGCCCUCGCCCUGCUUAGCAGGUUUUGGGGAAAGAGAGAACUGAGUUUGUCCGGGGCCCAAGUGGCACCCUACUUCCUGGGCCCGCACCACCGAGGCUUUCCAGCCGCAUGGGGACAGCUGGCCCCUGCCUUGCCGGGAGGGGUGGGAGAGCAGCGGCUGCUAGCCGAGCGCGUGUAACCCCGAGGUGACUCGGGCCAGGCAGGCUUGCCCCUCCCCCUUCCGCGGGACGGCUGCGGGAGCUGAGCCGCAGGGGGUAGAGGGAGGUGCUGGCUCCAGACUCCCGUAGGUCGGUGUGCUCCGGCCGGCCGGGGGCGUCUCCUUCUCGGGGUCCCCCGUGCGCCUCCCGCUUUGGUGGGAGCUCUCCGAGUGCCUCUUUAGCGAGAGCCAAUAUCCUUUUGUGCUAAUAGGUUUGUCCUCAUUUGCUGCCUAAUUGGACUAUAUAAAGCCAAUAACAGGCGGGCUCUCAUAGCCCGAAGCCAAAGCGCCAAAAUCCGAGGGAAGGCGAGGAGGGGGGCGGUGGCAGAGGCGGCUGCGGGGCCCGGGCUCGGCUGCGCCUUGGCCGGCCUAAUCCCAUUUGCCAUUGUACGCGCCCAAUCGCCGUAUACUCCCCGCAUUUAACUUGGAUGACAUUUUGAUUUCAUCAUUAGCAUCCGGCGCCGGAUUGACGCAUCCCAAGCCGGGGACCGCUCUCGCAGCCUCCUCCCGGGGAGCCGCAGCUUCUACCCGGCCCCCUAGCUCCCUCGGCGCAGAGGCAGGUCCGCUCCCCGCCCCUCUGGACCCCUCCCCCAUGCGAGCCCGCCCCGGUCCGGUCCCCACCCCGCCCUCCCGCGGCUCGAUUCGCGCCCGGGGCGGCCCCCGACUUUGAGCCCCAUAGUUGAGUUCCGUUUAUGGUCUGAUUUCCGGCCCCUAGCCUGCUCGCCCCGCCGCCCGCCUGUCCCGCUCCCUCCCUCCGUGGGACCCGGAGGACUGGGGACCAUGCCGGAGCCCGGGCCGGACGCCUCGGGCACUGCCAGCGCGCCACCCCCGCAGCCGCCACCCCAGCCUCCCGCGCCCAAGGAAUCCCCGUUCUCCAUCAGGAACCUGCUCAACGGAGACCACCACCGGCCGCCCCCGAAACCUCAGCCGCCCCCACGAACGCUCUUCGCGCCAGCCUCGGCCGCCGCCGCCGCGGCCGCCGCUGCCGCCGCCGCAGCCAAGGGUGCCCUGGAGGGUGCCGCGGGCUUUGCGCUUUCGCAGGUGGGCGACCUGGCUUUCCCCCGCUUUGAGAUCCCAGCGCAGAGGUUUGCCUUGCCCGCGCACUACCUGGAGCGCUCCCCGGCCUGGUGGUACCCCUACACCCUGACCCCCGCCGGCGGCCACCUCCCGCGACCAGAAGCCUCCGAGAAGGCCCUCCUUCGAGACUCCUCCCCUGCGUCCGGCACCGACCGUGACUCCCCUGAGCCUCUGCUCAAGGCUGACCCCGACCACAAGGAGCUGGACUCCAAGAGCCCUGACGAGAUCAUUCUGGAAGAGAGCGACUCAGAGGAAGCCAAAAAAGAAGGCGAGGCCGUGUCUGGCGCGGCAGGGACGACUGUAGGGGCGACUUCGGCGACUCCGGGCUCCGAGGACUGGAAGGCGGGAGCCGAGAGUCCCGAGAAGAAGCCCGCGUGCCGCAAGAAGAAGACGCGCACCGUCUUCUCCCGCAGCCAGGUCUUCCAGCUCGAAUCCACCUUCGACAUGAAACGUUAUUUGAGCAGCUCGGAGCGUGCUGGCCUGGCCGCGUCGCUUCACCUCACCGAGACGCAGGUCAAGAUCUGGUUCCAGAAUCGUCGCAACAAGUGGAAGCGACAGCUGGCGGCCGAGCUGGAGGCUGCCAACCUGAGCCACGCCGCAGCGCAGCGCAUCGUGCGCGUGCCCAUCCUUUACCACGAGAACUCUGCCGCCGAGGGGGCAGCGGCGGCCGCGGGGGCUCCGGUGCCGGUCAGCCAGCCGCUGCUCACCUUCCCGCACCCAGUCUACUACUCGCACCCAGUGGUCUCGUCCGUGCCGCUGCUACGGCCGGUGUGAGACCGGAGAGGGGAGAGGGAGUGAGCACCCGGCCACCUUUCCGGGACCCCGGAGGAGACUGGGCUGGGCCAAGGGCGCCGAGGUAUGGCCAGCGGCCUUGGGAACCGGGCUUGGGCUCACUGUCUUGCCUCCCACCCCCCAAUAGCAUUUUGUAAGUAUUUGCAAUGCAUUUUCGUGCAAUUCAUUCCUAUGAAUUUGAGGCGCUUCUCCUCUUAUUUUUGGUUCUGCUUACCAUUGAGAGAAAACGGGGUGGGAGGGCGACGAAAUUCCUGGGUCAAACUUCCAACUGCAAGUUUUUUGAUAAAUGUGCAGCCCUCCACUUAAAUUUCCGUUGCGCU
Messenger RNA from Peromyscus maniculatus bairdii (prairie deer mouse), 2695 nucleotides. RefSeq names its product H6 family homeobox 3 (gene Hmx3). Gene Ontology annotation, biological process: regulation of transcription by RNA polymerase II. Gene Ontology annotation, cellular component: nucleus. Lineage: Eukaryota; Metazoa; Chordata; Mammalia; Rodentia; Cricetidae. Gene Ontology annotation, molecular function: DNA-binding transcription factor activity, RNA polymerase II-specific; RNA polymerase II transcription regulatory region sequence-specific DNA binding. The record is from RefSeq and is a predicted model, not a curated record.